This is a messenger RNA of Effrenium voratum, 1395 nucleotides long. The record is from the annotation of a GenBank genome assembly. NCBI's taxonomy places the organism in Eukaryota, Dinophyceae, Suessiales, Symbiodiniaceae.
AUGGAACGCGCUCAGGAGGAGAAGAUGCUGAAGGUCUUUGGGCUCUACGACAUUCGGAGCCUCGGCGUUUCUGGCGAGAAGAGCUGGGUGGGCGACCCCACCCAGGGCGCCCGCGGCAUCUCCGGGGGCCAGCGCCGGCGCCUGUCCUUGGCGCGGAGCAUUGCGUGUGGGGCACGGAUCAUGUUCUGCGACGAGCCCACCUCCGGGCUCUCGGCCACGGACGCGGAGCACGUGGUGCGCUACCUGCGCCUCUUGUCCCACAAGUACUCGGUGCUGAUCAUCAUGUCCAUCCACCAGCCGCGGCGGGAGGUGGCCAGGCUCUUCGAUGAGCUCAUCCUUCUGACUUCCAAUCCUGGGCGUGCGGUGUAUCAGGGCCCUUUGAGCGGCCUCUCCGAAUACGCCGAGAAGGUGGGCUUCGUCGUGCCGAAGCAAGUGAACCCCACGGACCGCGUGAUGGAUCUCAUCACGCCGGGGACGAAGUCCGCGCGGGAGCAGGACUUCAUCCAGUACUUCAGCCAGAAGCAGCAGCCCAUCCUGGACGAGGUGGUGGACGCGGAGCUGCGGCGCGAGCGGCAGACGCCCAUGGAGAUCCUGCACGCGAUGCGGGAGCCCUUGAAGGUCUUCGGGACGUUGCCCACCCUUCGGCACAGCAAGUACGCCGUCAGCUUCCGGCGCCAGCUGUCCGUGGUGGCGGCCCGCCAGUUCCGCCUGAGGUGUCGAGACAAGAUGCACUUCCUCGGGGACUUGGCCGGCGCAAUCGCCAAGGCCUUGCUGUUCAUCUUGGCCUACUAUGAGAUCGGCAAGAAGGGCUCGCCUUUGCAAGCCGGCUACUUCUUUUUUGUGCUCAUGGCCUCCUCCAUCGACCAAGUGAAGACCAUGCCCAAGAUCAUCUCCGAGCGCACCAUCAUGAAGUUGGAGACGUCAGAGGCCUUGUACAGUGAGUGGGCCUACAUCUUGCCCUUCACCUUCAUGAGCAUGCACGUCUGGUUCUGGUCGCUCAUGGUGAAUGCCGUCAUGGAGAGCCUGUACAUGAUGCUGUCGGGCAUCGCUAAGGACGCGACAACUGCGCAGGUGAUGUCUCUUCCAUUUUUGCUGCUCUUCAUGCUCUACAAUGGUUUCACUGUGACGAUCCAGACCUGCCCCAAGUGGCUCGCCUGGGCCAUCGACAUCUCGCCCGUGGCCUAUGCCAUGGAAGCCAUGACAGUGGCAGCGGCGGAGUACUGCGUCCCCGAUGGGCCCCCGUGUGGCCAGGACGGCUUGUACAGCGCCAUUGUGCCGCACUUCGGCUACAAGAACAGGCCAAAGCAGGCCCUCUCCGUGAUGUGCGCGUGCAUGAUCAUCUUCAGAGCGGUCCAUGUGCUGGCCCUCAAGUUCCUGAACAACAUCAAGAGGUGA